GCUCCGCUGAAUCCGCCUGCGCGUCGCCACCGUCGCUGCCGGCCCCCGUCCCGGCCCCCCCUCCCUGGGUUCCCUCAUCCCAGUCCGGUCCAACCCGGAUCCCGGAUCCCGGGAGGAUGAAGUUCGUGUAUAAAGAGGAGCAUCCGUUCGAGAAGCGCCGCUCUGAGGGCGAGAAGAUCCGAAAGAAAUACCCGGACCGGGUCCCGGUGAUAGUAGAAAAGGCUCCCAAAGCUCGGAUAGGAGACCUGGACAAAAAGAAAUACCUGGUGCCUUCUGAUCUCACAGUUGGUCAGUUCUAUUUCUUGAUCCGGAAGCGAAUUCAUCUCCGUGCUGAGGAUGCCUUGUUUUUCUUCGUCAACAAUGUCAUUCCACCCACCAGUGCCACCAUGGGUCAGCUGUAUCAGGAACACCAUGAGGAAGACUUCUUUCUAUACAUUGCCUACAGUGAUGAAAGCGUCUAUGGCCUGUGAAGCUGCUGCGCCUGUGGUGGGGGGUCCCAUUCUACAAAGAGAGAGGUGGCCCCCCCUUCCUUGACCUCCCUUCAGGACCUGCAUUUCCUAAUAUUGGGGGCUCUUCUCCAGAUCCUCUUAACAGGAGAGUUAAUGGGGGAGAUGGUCUCUAGUACCUCUCCUUUCUCCAUUUUUCCCCCUUCUCUGCCAUCUUUCCCACUCUGCUUUAGACUUCUUGAUUGUUGAUCUCUGUCACAUCCAGUGAUUGUUUUGGUUUCUGUUCCCUUUCUAACUGCCCAAGGGGCUCAGAACCCCAACAGUCUUUUCCUUUCACUACCUUUUUUGGGGGUAGGUGGAAGGGACUGAAAUUGUGGGGGGAAGGUAGGAGGCACAUCAAUAAAGAGGAAACCAUCAAGCUGAA
This is a messenger RNA of Molossus molossus (Pallas's mastiff bat), 870 nucleotides long. It is a transcript of the gene GABARAP, whose product is annotated as GABA type A receptor-associated protein. Gene Ontology annotation, molecular function: GABA receptor binding; ubiquitin protein ligase binding. The record is from RefSeq and is a predicted model, not a curated record. Bases 117 to 470 code for a protein of 117 amino acids. Gene Ontology annotation, cellular component: cytosol; autophagosome membrane; autophagosome. The transcript has 4 exons. NCBI's taxonomy places the organism in Eukaryota, Metazoa, Chordata, Mammalia, Chiroptera, Molossidae. Gene Ontology annotation, biological process: macroautophagy; autophagy of mitochondrion; cellular response to nitrogen starvation.